Symbiodinium natans is the source of this 423-nucleotide messenger RNA. NCBI's taxonomy places the organism in Eukaryota, Dinophyceae, Suessiales, Symbiodiniaceae. The record is from the annotation of a GenBank genome assembly.
AUGCCCAAUGCGUUUCCUGUCCUGAAGCCUGAUGGUCACAUCCUUCUGCAGGACGUCCGCAGCAAGUUCCCACUGCCUGGGACGUAUCACUUCCGGUUUAAGAUGAGAUGGGGCCCAGAUCCUGUGCACGUGGCGUGGAUGGAUGUCACGAACGAGGCCGCACAGGUGCCGAUGUUUGACGGCCGGGUCGUGGCAAAGGUGACGCGCGUAAGCUGGGAGUCCAAGACGGACGACGCAGCUGUGAAUGGCACGGGCAAGGCGCAGGUGCCCAAACCACCUCCGGAUGUGCUUUCUUUCGAUAGUCCUGUGGUGGCACCCUCGCCCCCUCCUUCGGCGCCUUCGGCGGCUCCGGCAGGCUAUGCUUCUGGAGCACCGCCCCAGGCGCCAAAGCCGAAAGAUGACUUCGACAUGCUCUUCAGCUGA